Musa acuminata subsp. malaccensis (wild Malaysian banana) is the source of this 1306-nucleotide messenger RNA. RefSeq names its product ethylene-responsive transcription factor 2-like. The record is from RefSeq and is a predicted model, not a curated record. Gene Ontology annotation, biological process: regulation of DNA-templated transcription; ethylene-activated signaling pathway. Gene Ontology annotation, molecular function: DNA binding; DNA-binding transcription factor activity. Lineage: Eukaryota; Viridiplantae; Streptophyta; Magnoliopsida; Zingiberales; Musaceae.
CUUCCUCCACUUCGCAAGCCGCUAAAGCUCACCGGUCGCCUCGUGAUCAAUCUCACUGAACGGUCACCGCAAACGUAGCAUGUCUCGCGCGGAGGAACUCGCCCUCCUCGAGGCGGUCCGCCACCACCUCCUCGUCGACGUCGACGACUCGAACCCCGACCCGAAGGUGUCCUCCUCGGCGAGGGCCUACCGCCGGAGUUCCAGCUUCGGGAGCCUCGUCGCCGACUUGUGGUCCGACGGGCUCCCCUUCCGCCUCGACGACUCCGACGACAUGGUGGUCUACGGCGCCCUCCGCGACGCGUUCCACCACGGAUGGCUCCCCUCCGGCGUCAAGCCUGAGCCCCCCGCCGAGGAGGAGGGGGUGCUGCCGCCGCCGCUGGCGGUCCAGGUGGGCCAGCAGCAGAAGCAGGCGCCGUUGAGGGCCGCGCCGGCGAAGGGGAAGCACUACCGGGGGGUGCGGCAGCGGCCGUGGGGGAAGUACGCGGCGGAGAUCAGGGACCCGGCGAGGAACGGGGCGAGGGUGUGGCUGGGCACGUUCGAGACGGCGGAGGACGCGGCCCUCGCCUACGACCGCGCCGCCUACCGGAUGCGGGGCUCCCGGGCCCUGCUCAACUUCCCGCUCCGGAUCGGCUCCGAGGAGGCUGCGGCCAGGGCCACUUCCCCUGUGCCGUCCCCUUCGAAGCGAGCCUCUCCGGAGCCCAGCUCCUCCUACUCUUCCUCGACCUCGUCAUCUUCCUACAGCUCCUCCGCCUCCUACUCCUCCUCCUCCUCCUCACCGAAGAGGAGGAAACGGGGGGAGGCCACGGACGCAGCCGCCCCCACUUCUCCUUCUACGGCGCCGGUUCUUUGUCCGGUUCCCGUGGCGGUUCAGGGACAGACCGGCCUGGGUUUCAGCAACAGGCCAGAAAUCUUCCCGGCUGGUCCGGUCGCCCAACUGCCACAUGCCGGUCAGCUCUUAGUUACCUGAAGGCACCACAGUAAAAGAAGACAGUGAGUGGGAGAAGUGCUCAAAACAGAGCUUUCAGUGCCUCAGAAGAAACUUUGGAGUGAUCGAUGCAAUUUCUCGAGGUAAGAAAAAUGCGAUCAUAAGCACAAAGUUAGAUGAGUAGGAUAGAGAAACUAGUGGAAGAAGAGCUGCUUUUAAGCAGGCAGAGAGUCUAGUGGAUUGUGAGACUGUGAAUUGAGGGGUUUGUGGUGUGUGAUUUGCUCUUCAAUGUUGUCUACUGUGUAUGUACAAAAGAAAUCUAAGCAGUCAAUCAUCUUUAUUCUUUCUAUUGUUGUUUUUGCCUCGAAUUGUAAUGUCAAA